Messenger RNA from Octodon degus (degu), 525 nucleotides. RefSeq names its product vesicle associated membrane protein 3 (gene Vamp3). Gene Ontology annotation, cellular component: SNARE complex; plasma membrane. The transcript has 5 exons. Gene Ontology annotation, molecular function: syntaxin-1 binding; SNAP receptor activity. The record is from RefSeq and is a predicted model, not a curated record. The coding region runs from base 100 to 402 and encodes 100 amino acids. Gene Ontology annotation, biological process: vesicle-mediated transport; SNARE complex assembly; vesicle fusion. NCBI's taxonomy places the organism in Eukaryota, Metazoa, Chordata, Mammalia, Rodentia, Octodontidae.
CUGCCCAGUGACGUCACCGCGGCGCCACCUUCCCGACUUAGGCUGGUGCUUUCAGAGCUCCUCAGGUCUUCAUCCGUGGCCGUCGUCUCGUCCGCCAAAAUGUCUGCUGGAUCGAGUGCUGCCAGUGGCAGUAACCGAAGACUUCAGCAGACGCAAAAUCAAGUAGAAGAGGUAGUGGACAUAAUGAGAGUCAACGUGGAUAAGGUGUUGGAAAGAGACCAGAAGCUGUCUGAGUUGGACGACCGCGCGGACGCACUGCAAGCCGGAGCUUCUCAAUUUGAAACGAGUGCUGCCAAGUUGAAGAGGAAAUACUGGUGGAAGAACUGCAAGAUGUGGGCCAUAGGGAUCAGCGUGCUGGUGAUCAUCAUUGUCAUCAUCAUCGUGUGGAGCGUUUCUUCUUGAAGAACCAGUGAAACUCAGGCCUUGCUGUUCAGGAAACCUCUUCAAGACCUUGACUUUGAACCUGCUAUAUUAUCAAGCUUGCCUACUGUUGUUUCUAAACUGAUUAUUUUUGGUAGUUUGUGU